AUGAGUAACACCAUCACACAGGACAACGAUGCAUACAUGAACCAGGGACUACCAAAACAGCAGCAAAGUUCAAAGCACGAUGAAGAAUCGACUGCUACUUCCUCAUUUAGCAAAAUGGUAAAUGACUUAAGAGAAGAAGCUGGCAAACACGUUACUCAUCAAGAUCACCAACAACCUAACCAGGAGAAACAGAACCAACCCUCGGUGCAGCCUCAUGGACGCCAUUUUGUUUCUUUUCACAGCUCUGAAUAUAAGAAACAUAGACAGAAAAUUUAUAUCAGAUUCGGUUUAAUCAUGCUUGCAAUGGCUAUAUUGUUGCUAACUGCACUUUCCAUAUAUUGGGGCGCCUUUUAUGAAAUUACGCACAAGGUCAAGGGUUUAAAAAUGUUGGUUGUUAUUGGUGAUGAAAGUACAAUGGAUGGUAUCCCCCCAUUGUUUGGAAAUACAAUGGAGAGCUUGUUGAAGCAACCGCAAGCAAAAGCAAGUGGCGACUGGCACGUUUAUAAGGAAAGUGAAUUCGAAGAACUAGCACAAGCUAAGAAUAAUACCAUCAGAGGUGAGAUAUUGAGGCGGGUGCAUCAUCAGUUGUAUUGGUCAGCAAUAUACAUUAAACCAAACGCUAGCUACAACUACUAUCAAGCGUUGGUUAAUGGAGACGCCAAGUACAACGUCUCAGACAACACAGUAACGGCUUAUUAUGAAACUGCUCGUGAUUUCCUUGUCGUACCUCUGUAUGUAAUUCCACAAUUGGCAGAAAUCGAAUCUCUUUGGUUGCAUCAACAAUCUAGCGUGAUUUCACAACUCGCUGAAAAUAACACUAUUGAAUCAUUAGCACAAAAGGCAAUAUUUGCUAGCUCAGUUCAGUUCACCAAAGUUGAUACAAUACCCGUUUCGAAUCAUGUUUUGAGUGCACCAAUGCAGCUAGGGUUCAUCUACUUGAUUAUUGUGUCAUUUUUCCAAGUUAGCUUCUUCAGUGAACCACAUCAGAAAGUGGCAAAGACUCCUAUUAAGAGACCCCAUUACUUACUUUAUCGUUACAUUUCUUCCAUCUCAGCUUUUUUUUUCCUUUCGUUGAUAUUUGGAUUGGCAUCAUUAGCUUAUCAAAUUGAUUUUACUGUCACUUAUGGCAAAUCGGGCUUCUUGGUGUAUUGGAGUAUAACUUUCCUCACAAUGUGUGCUGUUGGUUUAGCCACUGAAAUAAUGGGUAUGUUUAUCAUUCCAUUCUAUCCACCCUUGAUGGGAUUCUGGUUGAUUUUUUGGGUUAUUGUGAAUAUUGCACCAACGUACAAUGCAAUUGCACUAACCAAUAACUUUUAUCGUUAUGGAUAUGCUAUGCCUAUACAUAACAGUUAUGAGGCUACCAAGACGGUGUUUUUUGAUGUUUACAAAGGUCAAUUGGGUCGUAAUUUUGGUAUUUUGGUGGCUUGGGUUGUAUCCUUGACUGUGGCUUUUCCGUUUGUAUUGAAACGUUUUGCAAAGUCAAUGGGUAAGAAAGCUGCUGCUACUGUUGCGAAAACCCAGGAACAGGCUAAGAGAGAAACAAAAAUUGAUGUUCAGAAAGAGGAAGUAUAG
Lodderomyces orthopsilosis Co 90-125 is the source of this 1572-nucleotide messenger RNA. RefSeq lists its product as uncharacterized. NCBI's taxonomy places the organism in Eukaryota, Fungi, Ascomycota, Pichiomycetes, Serinales, Debaryomycetaceae. The record is from RefSeq and is a predicted model, not a curated record. Gene Ontology annotation, cellular component: membrane. The transcript has a single exon. Bases 1 to 1572 code for a protein of 523 amino acids.